AUGGCACGGCGAAAUCUACUCGUAUGUUUCGACGCCUUUGGGACUCUCUUCCACCCAAAGUUCCCCGUUGCCGAACAAUAUGCGACUGUCGCACGCCAAUGCGGGCUUGAUGGGUUUAGUACCGAAGACGUCCAGGCUUCUUUCAAGAAGGCAUUCUCGGCGGAAUCGAAAGCACAUCCGAAUUAUGGAAAGGCCAGCGGCAUGGGUGCUCCGAGAUGGUGGACGAAUGUAAUCACUAAAACCUUCCAACCCCUCGCCGGCAACGGCGUAGACCUACCCAAGGACCUAGCCCCCAAGCUCCUCCACCGCUUCGCCUCGGGUGAGGGAUACGCCCUCUCUCCCGGCGUGGCCUCCCUCCUCCGCUCCCUCAAACAAUCAGUCCCAGCACCAUCCCACCCCCAGAUCCCACCCAUAGUGGGCGUCAUCACCAACUCGGACGACCGCGUCCCAUCCAUCCUCACCUCCCUCGGCCUACGCGUUCACCCUCUGCGUUUCGGCAGCAACACCAGCCCCGAUACUGAUACCAACCCGAACACUCCCCAGCAAGAGCAACAUGCUUCCGCCUACGACAUCGAUCUCCACUGCAUGUCCUACGACGUCGGCUUCGCCAAGCCCGACCGCCGCAUCUUUGACGCGGCUGAGGGUAUGGCCGACCAACUGGCUGCCGCUGCUGCUUCUGCUGCUUCCACACGGGGAGGCGGUGGUGGGGUGGUGCUGCCGUGGCUGAAGGUGUAUGUGGGUGAUGAGUAUGGCAAGGAUGUUGUCGGGGCGAGGGGGGCCGGGUGGAAUGCUAUUUUGAUUGAUCAUGGGGGUAGUGGUGAAGGUAAGGAGGGGGGGGAGUUGGAGUGGUUAGGGGAUGGGCCGCUAGAGGAAGUGUUUCCGUUGGAUGGGCCACCGAGGGCGGUACGUUCUGGGAGCGUGCAGGGGGUGCUGACGUGGUUGGGUAAAGAGGUGAGACGGGGAAAAGGAGAGAGGUAUGGGAUGUAA
Messenger RNA from Chaetomium fimeti, 987 nucleotides. RefSeq lists its product as uncharacterized. The transcript is spliced from 2 exons. NCBI's taxonomy places the organism in Eukaryota, Fungi, Ascomycota, Sordariomycetes, Sordariales, Chaetomiaceae. The coding region runs from base 1 to 987 and encodes 328 amino acids. Gene Ontology annotation, cellular component: nucleus. The record is from RefSeq and is a predicted model, not a curated record.